Camelina sativa (false flax) is the source of this 1265-nucleotide messenger RNA. Its product is annotated as bark storage protein A. Gene Ontology annotation, molecular function: catalytic activity. The record is from RefSeq and is a predicted model, not a curated record. Gene Ontology annotation, biological process: nucleoside metabolic process. NCBI's taxonomy places the organism in Eukaryota, Viridiplantae, Streptophyta, Magnoliopsida, Brassicales, Brassicaceae.
AGGUAAUCAUAGUACACAAAGGGUAAUCAAAAGAAAGAGAAAUAGAGAGAAAAGAAGAAGUUAUGAGAUUCUUCUUGAUAGGUUUUCUUGUGGUUAUCUUGUCCGUGGGAUAUGUUAUCGAAGAAGCAAAUGGUGAAAUACCUCGAACUAUUUUGGGCAAAAUAGAGAAGAUGAAUCGAAAGGGUCCUUAUUUGGGGAUUGUAGCUCCAAACAACUAUGAGCUUAACCCUCUUCUCCAAUCUCCAUCCUUUGUCCCAUCUUCUUCUUUGCCCUUCAUCGAUUUCGCAGGUCGAAAGUUUCGAUUUGGGAAAUUAGAAGGCCAACCUGUUGUAAUCGUGAUGUCAGGAUUAGGAAUGGUGAAUGCAGGAGUAACAACACAAUUACUGGUGAGCGUGUUUAGGCUGAAAGGAGUUUUACAUUAUGGAAUCGCUGGAAACGCAGAUGUUAACCUUGAGAUCGGUGACGUUACUAUUCCUCAAUAUUGGGCACACUCUGGCCUUUGGAAUUGGCAGAGAUAUGGAGAUGAGAUUGACAAAGAACUGGCUCUCGAAUCUGGUGGAGACUAUACUCGGGAAGUUGGUUAUCUCCAGUUUUCGAAAUACAGUAAUGGAACCGAUAACUUGCUUAACCGAAUUUGGUACCAACCAGAAGAAAUCUUUCCGGUCACUGGAACUCCCGAAGAACGGCAACAUGUGUUCUGGAUUCCCGUUGACAAGUACUACUUGAAUCUUGCACGCAAACUCGAGGACACGAAGCUACCGCAGUGCGUGAACACCACGUGCCUCCCUCGACCACCGAAGGUGACCAUCGUUGACCGCGGUAUGAGUGCAAGCGUCUUCGUCGACAACGCAGCUUACCGGACUUUCCUCAACUCCAAGUUUAACGUCACCGCCAUUGAAAUGGAGAGCGCCGCCGUAGCUCUCAUUUCCCACCAGCAAAACCUCCCUUUCAUCGUCAUCCGUGCCCUCUCCGAUCUCGCUGGUGGCGGCUCCGACGUUUCCAACGAGGCCAAUAUAUUCAGCAGCCUCGCCGCAGAAAACUCCGUAGAUAUUCUCGUUAAGUUCGUUGCUUUGUUGCCACUACACGAAAGCAAAGUUCAAUCUGAAUGAUAAGUGUGGAUUAACACUUAAAAGAGAGUGGAUAAUUAAGAGCAUGUAACGGGAAAAAAAUGAAUAAUGUACAAGACACAAGUAGAAAUAUGUGUCUGAAUCAAAUAACGAAGUUCUUCUUAAUUAAAAAUAAAAGCUGCAUUUUGUUCAUUGGUU